AUGUCACCUGACGGUAGUCAUAUUGUUUGCUAUCAUCCAGAAAAAUUACAUCCAUACGAAUUUACAAAGCCAAUUGAUCGUAAUGAUCCAAGUAUGGCACAGAAUGAUUCUAUAUUCAAUAUGCAAGUUCAAACCGAUUAUAAUAAUCGUUAUUAUAAAAAAAAAUUAACGAAAAAAGAUUUUCGACUUGAAACAGAAAAACUUGCAAAAAUGUUUAAUGAACAUUAUGCGACAUUUCGAUUAACACCUCGAAAAGAUAAAAUCAAAAACUGUUCACAAUUUCCAACUCCACCACCUGAUCGUGCUGGCAUCUAG
Didymodactylos carnosus is the source of this 315-nucleotide messenger RNA. The record is from the annotation of a GenBank genome assembly. NCBI's taxonomy places the organism in Eukaryota, Metazoa, Rotifera, Eurotatoria, Philodinida, Philodinidae.